CGGAAAAUCCACUUUCCCCGGAUGCUCGAGGCAGGGGUCAAGUCGAGAGUCUGAGGGGACGACGAGAGUAUGCGAGAGGGCGCACCUCAGUGACGGCCUUGUCUGUGCGGUUAAGAAGAAGGCAAAGGUCGACCGCCAAACUUCUCGCGGCUCCCAAAACACCAUGCCCGCACGCUGAGAUACUAUCGAGAAAGCUCUCUGUACGAACCGGGCCCCGUGCCAGAGAAUUCUAGUAAGAUUAGGUCGUCUACAAAGAUUGAGAUUAGGACAGACAGGAGAAUUUUAUUUUUUUCCUUGGGCCAAAGCCCCUGAGUAUCACAAUGGGGGACAAACGAGGCCACUUGGGCAACUCGGUCCGGUCCAUCACGAUCGCGACGGCCAUCAGCAUGGCAGGGUUCCUCUACGGCCUCGACACGGGCAUCAUCGCGUCUACCAUCGCGCACUCGACCUUCAAGCGCGCCAUGUACGGCGCCGCCAUGAAGAACGCGGCCAUCCAGGGCGGCAUCGUGUCGGCCUACUACGGUGGGUCGGCCGUCGGGUCCGCGGCGUCGGGCUGGACCAUGGACGCGUGCUCGCGCCGCUGGUCGCUCCUCAUCGGCUCGGCCGUCUCCGUCGUCGGCGCCGUCGUGCAGGCCGCCGCGGCGGGCCCGGCCAUGAUGAUCGCGGGCCGCGCCCUCAGCGGCUUCUCCACGGGCAUGGUCUACCCCGUCGCGCCCGUGUACCUGUCCGAGAUCUCGCCGCCCGAGAACAGGGCGUUCCUGGUCGGGCUCAAGGGCCUGAUGAACACGCUCGGCUUCUUCGCCGCGGGCUGGAUCGGCUACGCCGGCUCGUUCGCCACUGGGGACUUGCAGUGGCGGAUACCGCUGGCAACGCAGGCGCCGCCGGCAUUGCUGCUGGCCAUCAUGACGUUUUUCCUUCCGUACUCUCCUCGCUGGUUGAUGCAAAAACAACAAUACGAAGACGCCAAAAAGACGAUGCACUACCUCCACGAGCACCGCGGCGAGGACUUCAUCGAGCAGGAGUACGCCCGGAUGUACGAGCAGAUCGCCAUCGAGGCCAACCGCAAAAAGGCGGCGCGGUGGGGCGUCCUCUUCACGCGGCGCUACAUCCGGCGGACGCUGCUGGGCUGCCUCAUCGUCAACAUGACCAAGCUCUCGGGCUCAAACAUCAUCCAGAACUACCAGACGCUCAUGUACGACGCGCUCGGGUACAAGGGGCAGCAGGUGCUGCUGAUCCAGGCCCUGUACGGCUUCAUGGCCCUGGUGGCGCAGGCCGUGUCCGUCUUCACCAUAUCGGACCACUGGCCGCGCCGGCCGACCGUCAUCGGGGGCGAGGUCUGCCUCGUGGCCAUCCUGUGCAUCCUGACGGGCCUGUCGGCCGCCUUCCCCGACGACCGCAACCCCGACGGCAGCCGCGCGGGGGUGGCCUUCAUCUACCUCUUCGCCUUCGCCUACUCCUUCUUCUUCAACAGCGUCGUGUGGGUGCUGGUGGCCGAGAUCUUCCCGCUCGACCUGCGCGGCGUCGGCGUCGGCUUCUCCGUCUUCUCCCAGGCCAUCACCGCCAUCUGGCUGUCCUUCGCCGCCAGCAUCGCCUUCCAGGAGAUCGCGUGGCGCUUCUACUUUGUCUUCAUCGCCUGCAACGUCUUUGCCGGCCUGUGCUACUUCUUCUUCCUGCCCGAGACCAACCAGCUCGGACUGGAGGAGAUUGCGGCCCGCUUUGGUGACGUCGUCGCCGCUCCGCUGGAGAAGAACGUCGAGACGCCACCCUCGCCUGUGCAGCGGAAUAUUUCGGCUGCCGAACAGUCGGCUAACCCCGAUAAGACAGAGUCAACCGCGCACAUCGAGCGCGCCGCUGAUGGCAAGAGCAAUGUCUGA
Messenger RNA from Gaeumannomyces tritici R3-111a-1, 1874 nucleotides. RefSeq lists its product as hypothetical. Bases 321 to 1874 code for a protein of 517 amino acids. Gene Ontology annotation, biological process: carbohydrate transport; transmembrane transport. NCBI's taxonomy places the organism in Eukaryota, Fungi, Ascomycota, Sordariomycetes, Magnaporthales, Magnaporthaceae. The transcript is spliced from 3 exons. Gene Ontology annotation, molecular function: carbohydrate:proton symporter activity. The record is from RefSeq and is a predicted model, not a curated record. Gene Ontology annotation, cellular component: membrane.